AUCAAUAAAAGCAAAACUUUUAAAAAUUCAGUUACCGCUUAACGGUUUUUGAAAUUUGCUCGUGUGAUUCUUAUAAUAUAUCAAUAAUUAUUCGAUAUCAAUAAUGGAAAGUCCUUCUUUAUUCCUUGUCGAGGAACGUGUUAAAACAUUCAAAAAAUGGCCUUUCGAUGACAAGAAUAAAUGUAACAUCCGUAAUAUGGCUGAAGCUGGUUUUUAUUCGGUGGCUACUGGCGAUGAAGAUGCAGACGCAGCAAAAUGCUUCCUCUGUGGAAAAGAACUUGAUGGUUGGGAAGCUAACGAUGAUCCUUGGGCAGAGCAUAAAAGCCACGCCUCUAAAUGUGCAUUUGUUCAACUCGGAAAAAAAGAAGAUGAGUUAUUGCUUUUAGAGUACCUCUCGGUCAUUAAACAGUAUAUGAUUAAUGAAACUAAGCGCAUAGCAGAACUAGCUAAAGAACAAAUUGAUGAUAAAGCAAAAUCGGUAAGAAGAAGAUGCUUAGGAAGGAAGUGAUUAAAAUAGAAUGUUUAUUACAAGUGUGUAGUUAAUUAUUCAUUAAUAUUAUGUAAUUUGUAUGCUAAGACUGACUUUGUUUAUUAGUACAUGCAUAGAAA
Molecule: messenger RNA, 609 nt
Organism: Vanessa tameamea
Lineage: Eukaryota; Metazoa; Arthropoda; Insecta; Lepidoptera; Nymphalidae
Gene: Det
Product: Deterin
Exons: 2
Coding region: 104-508 (134 amino acids)
Source: RefSeq, a predicted model, not a curated record